AGAAGCAUCAGAUGACACGAGACUCAGCCUCUUCUGUUUGUGCCCAAGCAGUGAACGGCAGGAGUGGAUAGAACCCGCAGCGGAGCCGGUGCGGCCUGAGAGAAACUUGACGCUCUGACUCCACAGUCUGAGGCAUGGAAUGAAAGCCACAGACAGAAAAUGACAGCCCAGCCUCUAAAAGCAGCUCUUCCUUUGCUCUUCGUUGCCCUGUCCGGAGUCCUGGGGACACCAAUAAUCUCAUGCAUAAACGAAGAUGGUAAAGCCGUGGACUGGUUUGCCUUUUAUAAGUUACCCAGAAGGACCAGCAGAGGAGGUACAGGGAUGGGGCUGGAUUACCUGUACCUGGACUCCACAAUGAGAACCUGGAGCAAGAGCUACCACCUGAUUAACAGCAGCAGGAGCUCCCUGGGAAGGACCCUGGAGCAGCUGUAUGAAGCACACAAGGCCAAGAAUGACACAGCCUAUCUGAUAUACAAUGACGCUGUCCCUGCAUCUGUGAAUUACAGCGGAAAUUACGGGCAUGCCAAAGGUCUGCUGGUAUGGAACAGAGUGCAGGGGUUCUGGCUGAUUCAUUCUAUUCCCAAGUUUCCCCCAGUUCCGGAAAAAGGCUAUGAAUACCCAAGCUCGGGGAGGCAAUAUGCACAAAGUGGCCUCUGCAUCACUCUCAAAUACAGCCAGUAUGAGACAAUAGAUUCUCAGCUCUUGAUCUUCCAGCCAAACAUCUACAGCUGUUUCAUCCCAAACAUCUUUCGCUGGGAACUCAUCCACAUGCCUCAGAUGUGUGCCAAGUCCAGUGCCUCAAAGAUCCCUAGCCGGCGCCUCACUAUACUUCAGUCAGCCCAGGGUCUGAACUUCCUCCAUUUUGCGAAAUCAACUUUUUAUACUGAUGACAUCUUUGCAGCCUGGAUAGCUCAAAAGCUGAAGGUGCAUUUGCUGGUAGAAUCCUGGCAGCGAAAGAACCACGAGCUUCCUUCAAACUGUUCCCUGCCUUACCAUGUCUACAACAUCAAGGCCAUUCGGGGACCUCUCCAGUCCGACUUCCCUUCUCAUCACGACCAUUCCAAAUGGUGUGUUUCCACAAAGGACUCUCAGGCUCGCUGGACCUGUAUUGGAGACCUAAAUCGGAGCCCACAUCAAGCCUUGAGAAGUGGAGGAUUCAUCUGUACGAAGAAUCGGUACAUUUACCAGUCAUUUGAUAGAUUAGUUUCCCAUUAUGCCUCCUGUAACUAAGCUUGGGGGAAAGGUCACACCCACUGCCCUUAAAGACACUGGCUCUAGGACAUCUUGCCUUGGAUCUAUUCUCCAUAUGUUAAAGGUUUCUGAGUGUCCUAACAUCUCAUCCAAUAAAAAACUAUGAGUCCACAUUUACCAUUCUGCGUUCACAUCAGGAGAAAUCUGAGUCAUUUGUAUUUAUCAAAUUAGAAAUCCAAAUCAUGGGAUGUAAACAGCAUGGGGGAAAUAGAAUAAAAUAUUUUCUUCCA
This is a messenger RNA of Rattus rattus (black rat), 1481 nucleotides long. RefSeq names its product deoxyribonuclease 2 beta (gene Dnase2b). The coding region runs from base 160 to 1230 and encodes 356 amino acids. Gene Ontology annotation, molecular function: deoxyribonuclease II activity. NCBI's taxonomy places the organism in Eukaryota, Metazoa, Chordata, Mammalia, Rodentia, Muridae. The record is from RefSeq and is a predicted model, not a curated record. The transcript is spliced from 6 exons. Gene Ontology annotation, biological process: apoptotic DNA fragmentation.